Molecule: messenger RNA, 12513 nt
Organism: Pocillopora meandrina
Lineage: Eukaryota; Metazoa; Cnidaria; Anthozoa; Scleractinia; Pocilloporidae
Source: the annotation of a GenBank genome assembly
UGGUCGAACUGUAGCAUCACGCGUCUACCUUCUUUACGCAACCCAAGUGAGGAAUUUUCGUAAAUAACCAUGGUACUUUUUAGGUAGGUCAUUUCUUUCGUCAACGAGUCUACGGAAAAACAGAUAUCCUUCAUUUAUCAUUGUUUUUGUCUGAGAAUGAAUUAAGAUAUUUGGUCACGUCGAAUGUAACUAGCUAUCCCUAAUGUUUAUCGCAGAUCAAAGGAUCGCCUGCUCUUGCCGCUUCUUCUAGUCAUUGGCAUUCGUUUCUCAGGUACUGUUGCUAGUGUUGAGAAUCCAAUAUUUUAACUAAUGGUAACUAGUCACUCAUAAAAAAAACAUUUUGUUUAAGUUUUAAAGGAAGUUCAACAUCUUCCUUAUUCUCAAGCGAGGUCAUGAAAUCAACAUAUUUUGGUGUACCAUGUUUCGCUUGGGUUAAGUCCUAUUUUCAACAAAUAACAAUUACUUAUUACGUUUGAAUUUUGCAAGUCGAUUCAAAUUGUUGCUUUUAUUUCUUUUCUUACACAUUUUUCGAAAUUUGAGACUCCAAGGCAUGGCUUGGAGUUUGGACGCUAACGAAUCUGACAUGAACUAGGCUUUGCGCACGUACCAGGUACUUGAUGUCUAUCCCUAUAAAUGUCCGAUGACCAACAUUUUUUGAAUGAUACCAAUCAAACUGGCUUUACUUUCGUCUGAUGUCACCUUUGAAAUAUCCAUCACUGUUACACAUUUGUUUACAAAGAAAUCGAUCCAUGAUUUUAUCAAAACAGAUCCGUCACUAUCGAUUCGACAGGAGACAUUGAUGCCGCGCAAAUAAUAAAAAAACCUUUUAGAGGCAAUCAUUUUAGAUUUAGGUGUGCUUAAAUAGUGUUCGAGAUAUCGAGGUAGUUUUUCCUGGCAAGAAUAUCAUUUGCUGAAAUGAAAGCGUGUGUAGAUAGAUGCACUGCAUUGUAUUAUCUCAUCUCAGUUGGUUAAGCGCUGGCUCCCUGCUUCCUCUCAGCUUGGCGCCAAAAUAAUGACCGCAGCUUAGAACCUGAAGCGUUUAUACCUCGCUGCCAAUGCACAGCCCCUUAACGUUGAAGUUUUUAAGUCUUCAGCAAUCUUCUAACGUGUAAUCUUUCUUGAUAAUUUUAUGACUAAAAAGGGCGGUGAUAAUUAAGAUGACUUAACCAUUGACCGGAAGUCCUAUCACUAUUCACUUUGGAGAGCGCUGUUAUCAAAUGUGGCGCUCGUCUGUACUUUGUUAGAAAUACUAAGCUUGUUGCGGUGAUAUGUUUUCGUACAACUUAACCUGCUCGAAAGGGAAAACUAAAACCCUUCCUUUCAAGUACGUUUUUUUCGGUAUGUGGGUACAUAUCGUAAUAAACUUUGUACAGAUCGAGACUUGAAACACAACAAAACUUAAUGUUAAAAUAGCCUGCACGAUGGGAACUUUUCCUGUGCUUAUUUUGUUUACAUUGAAAGUAUUAUUACGGCUUAGAAUAGAUGGCCUUUUGGACCAAAAAAAAAAGUUGAGGAGGUCAGAUUUCGAAUGGCCUGUUUGUAGAAAAAACAAUUCAUGCGUGUAUCCAUCGAUUUUUUCUGUAUGAUUUUAUUUGUUCAUCGUUCAAAUUUAACUGACGAUAUAAAAUAAACUUAAAAAAAGAUUAAUUAACAUCUGUUGCUCGCUACUGAAUCAAAUAACACAUAUUUUUCAUGCCUUGCCAAUAAAAAUGCACUUUUUUUCAUGGGCAUUUUAUUAUGGCAAUUAUCAUUCGUUGUUAUUUUUAGCUCAACCCAGUGUGAUACAAAGUAAAUUAAGCCUUGUAAUUUAGAGUGACGAGUAGACUGAUAAUUAACUUUUCUUUAGCGCGUUUAGAACCCAGCAACGUCGUCAAUCAUCCGUAUAAUCCCGACUUGGAACAUUUCAACGGUUGCAACGUAAUUGGCUUAUCUCGCGUCCUCUUUUGAUGAACCGAAGGAAUCAGGCGAUUCUACAAGUAAACUAAUACUGUAUUUCCUUUAUUAAAGUUUCGGCUGUUUAGUUUGGUACUCAAGCUUUCAACUGCUACGGCUUACGAAAGUUAAGCUCUCAAUCAGAGCCGUUGCUUUCCUGCUUACUGGCUUUGAACGGAUCAAGUUUAGCCUUCCGUAAAUCGUGCCCCAACAAGACAUUGUAUACUUGAAGUGUUUGUGUGUGUAUGAGUUUUUUUAAUGGCGAGAAGAUCUCUGAGGUGCUAAAUUGCGUAGCUCCUUUGUGUUAAAAACUUGAAGACACAUGCUAUAUCUAUAUUUUCCUGGCGUUCUCUCGAUAAUUUGUCAAUCAAUUCAGGAAGAUCAAUCAAUUCAGGUGAAUGAUAGAAAUCGAACUGGAAUUUUCAUUUUUUGGGCUCACGUCACGACAAGGUUAAAAUUCACGUCACCACCAAAUUUUUAUGCUUGGUCAAUUUAUCACAUUGAGUCAAAUUUCACCCAUGGAGAGAUUUCGAUGGCGUUUUUGAGAUGUUCCUUUUCCAUUGCAAUUUGAUCAAAAAUUUGAAAUAAGCAGUUGUCGAUAUUGACAUUUUCCUGGACAUUGCGCAUGGACAUUUCUCUGUUUGCAAUUCUUUUUGGGCGAUCCUGUCCCAUCUUUACGUUGAAUUAGUAAAUGGUACUCUUAUGUAAACGUGUGGAACCUAUCUGUAAACUUCAGUUAUUUCUCAGAGGUAUUUUCUUUACGCUUCACCUAUGACUUCCGGAUUGCCUCUUCGCAAAAUCACGAUCAUUAUCAGCAGGUGACGCGAAAGUCACUAAGCUGUCUGAUGAGUGUAUGUAGCAACAAUGUCACAAAUAAAGGAAGACUUCAUAUAAAUAAUAGGGAGGAGAUAUAGUUCUAAAAGGUAGAAAAGCUCCGAAGGAUCAUGCUCACAAAACGAUAUAUUUAUGUCAGAGUUUAUAUUAGGUCUAAAAGAAUGUUAUCGACUAACGAAAAAUCAAAACUCUUGAUUGACUUUGAAGAAAGAGUUCAACGACUUAUCUAAGAGCUUGAAGACUAAGCUUGAAAGCUAGGGCUGGCUCAUGUUUCUUUCAAGACAUGAAAGUUUUGUAGACAAAGUUGCACCUGAGGAUCACGUGCAAAGGUUGGACUGGAAUACCUCUGAUUUGAUUUGAAAAUUUACUAACUCGGAGUUUGGGCUCAGUAUUGGAUAUUUUAGUUUGAUCCUUGAUUUUCAAGUACACACAGAAAACAUUGAGUGGUAUUGUAGUCGUCAUGUGAUGUGGAACCUAAACCUGCGAAUAUUGAAGAUUACUUCGUUUUGAAAAAAAUUGAUCUUGUGUUUUGCUCUGAAACGGAAAGUUUAAAUUUACAACGUUUACAACGAAACACUUUUCCUUCACUUUUACCAUUUUCGACUUGAUUUUAAUGUUCUAUAUACUGAUUUUCAAGGAAAGCCUGAAACAAAUAUUAUCUUAAACGUGAAAAUUUGGUUUUAUCAACCGAGUUGAUAAAGUAACCUGGCCACUGUAAAGAGUUUCCAAAGCUGACGUUUCGAGCGUCACACGUCAAGAAUUCUAUACCUUUUUCUUGUUUCUGUCGUUUAAGAGGGCCAACACCGCGCCCAACAAAUUGAUCGACAAUCAGCACUACAAACGGCACAGAACGAAAUACCCAUCCAUUCCAUUCACUCUCACAUUUCACCCUCACAACCACGCAGUUAAAUCUAUCCUUCUUUAAAACUUACUUCAAAACGAUUUAGAGACUGGUACUAUGUUUUCGAAACCUCCACUAAUUACAUUCAAAAGUGACAAAAACAUCAGUAACUUUUUGGUCAGAAGUUAAUUUCCAAACUAAGACCAACCGGGAACUUUCAAAUGUGCUCGCUCACUGUGGAAAACUUGUCCUUUCAUUCAUCACGUGGAGAAAUGUCGGGACCCAGGAGAUCUGUGAAGAUCACUGAUCAUUUCACGUGCACCUCCGCCAGUGUCAUCUAUUGCAUGAACUGCACUUCUUGCAAAAAUUUAUACAGUGGUGAAAGAGGAAGACGACUGGGUGACCGAUUCCAAGAACACCUUCACGACGUAGAAAGAAAUGACAGGGACGUAUUCAAACUAGUCGCUAGACACUUUAAUCUCCCUAAUCAUUCUAAACAGUAUAUGGCAGUUUACGGCCUUUUCCUGAAUCUACGCAGUUCGGAAAGCCGCAAAACUCUAGAACAAAAAUUUAUAUUUCUUAAUCGGCACUCUUAAUCCCCAAGGUAUCAACGAGCGCUUUUCAUUUAACUAACUUAUUCUUGUUUCCUCGUCACCAUAUUCCUGCCAAUAGCAUAGCAUAAAAACAUACACACAACCCACAAUUCCUCCAUUCGCUCUGACAAAGGACUAACGCUCGAAACGCCAGCUUUGAAACUCUUUACGGUGGCCAAUUUACAUGAUCAACUCACUUGAUAAAACCAAAUUAUCUAAUCAUACUUUCAACCGACGUAGCUAUCACAUUUUCUGAAGAAACUUACCCUCUUUAAUCUUAAAGGUGUUGGCUGUCCUUAGUCAAAAAGCAAGGCAUUUCCUUUUUCUCUCAACUCAUCAAUAUAUUAAUUGACUUCAGAUUCGUCUUGCGGUGGAGCUCUUAAUGGCCGUCAUGGAAUUAUUCAGUCGCCAAACUUUCCUGACACGUAUCCAAAUAACUUGCACUGUGUGUGGAACAUAACUGUGGCUACAGGCUAUCGGGUGAAAAUUCGGUUCACAGCUUUUGAUGUAGAAUAUUUCAAAUAUUGUGAAUACGAUUGGAUUUCCAUGCGUUCCGGAAAUAGUACUCAUGGAAAAUUUUGUGGCUCUAAAAAGGGAGUUCAUCGCAUUCCCCACGAUCAAUUAAUAUCACCAACAAACGAGGUCACUCUCAUCUUUCACUCGGAUUACUCCAAUGAGGAAGUCUACAAAGGUUUCAGAGCACAUUACUCCGCUGUUGGUAAGUACAUAUUUCUUUCUUACCACAUUUUUUGUAUUACUUGGUUCACAUUAACCGAGCAGGAGGUCUGUAGCGGAGAAUUUUGACUGAGAUCGCAAGAUACUCCUCUACUGAAAACCCUAAUAGGUUAAUAAGAUGUUCAUUGACCAAAAAAGAAAUCCAAAGGACAUAAUAUAAAUAAUCAAAUAAUUCUGGUUCAAGCCUUUAGCUGCCCUAUUUCCGUCGCUACUCUUCAGUUCAAAAAGGAAAAAAAUUAAAUGUUUAAAGUCCAGCUUCCAAACUUCCUGAAUUACUGAAAACAAAAUAGCUGUUCUUUCCAUAAUAGGCUCAAAAAAGAAUAUCUAUAAAUUGACCAAAAGUACAACAAAUUUAAAUGCCUGUCUGUUCCUCGAUCGCAAGAUCUGUUCUUUUUCAUCCCUGCAAUGUUAAACCCACCGCCACAGAGAACAUUGAUGUUGUACACAAAAUCUCCAAGCUUGUGUUUUCUUUUAUACUGCUCAGUAGAGGUUACCUUAAUUUUUUUGCUGUCCCUUGCAGAUGCAGAUGAGUGCAAAAGGGAUAACGGUGGAUGUGAUCAUUACUGCCACAAUUACAUAGGCGGUCAUUAUUGCUCAUGUCGACCAGGCUACAGACUUCAACCGGAUAAGAAGUCUUGUUAUGGUAAGUCUCCUCCUUUUUCCAUAACUCUUCGUUUUCUUCGAAAACUUUUAAAAUCUACUGAUUGCUCAGGUAAUAUUCAACCAAGAGAGCGACCCAUUCAUUUCCCAAGAUUAAUUUUCCUGUCGUAAUGUGGCUUAAAAUUUAUUGCCCCGUUUACUUUUGUUCGUAAUUUUUAAUGUUCGGGCAUUCUUUAGUUGUUUGCAAUAACCAGCAAUUUAAAGCGAGGCGAGGUGAAAUAGCUACUCCAGAAUACCCCAAGAACUACCCCAAAAACUCUAGAUGUGACUGGACCAUUGAAGUGGAAGAAGGAUACCAGAUAACUUUAAGUUUUACUCAGGUAAGUUUCGUUCGUGAUUUCUUCCUGUUCUGGAAUAAAUUGAAAUACUCUUCGUCAAUGAACAUGCUGAAUUAUUUUAUGAUGGGAAAAGUCAUGCUGGUAAAUUUGGUGGAUUUCUUUAAAUAUCUACUUUGGUUCUGUUCGAAUCGUGCUCUUCUAAGUCAUAUCACUGCCCAAGUUCUGCUGAUGCUAUCUUUUUAUGGCUCAAUAUGUUAAAUUCAAAUCUUAACCAAUAUAGUGAGGUAAGCGUAUUUAUUAAUGCAAAUGUUUUUGCAACAACUAAUGGCACUGUUCUUGCAACAACUAAUGGCACUGUUCUUGCCCACUAAGGAUAAAGUAGGGUUGUUUGCAGUAACUUUAUGGAAGGUUCUGUCCGAGACCCUAUGACCCUUUUUGAUACCAGACAAUGAUUACUAAUUCUCAUUUUCCUUUUGUUUUUGCCUUGAUUUUUAAACCUGUCAGUAAAUGCUCUUACCUAUUUCCUCUAUGCCAUUAUUGUCUUUCGUGCUUUGUCGUAAAAUACGAUUUUCACCUCGCACAAAUAUUAUCCCAGGUUGGUUGUCGCGUUAACGAACUGUGGAAUAUCACAAUUUCCCUAAACUCUUCCCUGAUUAUCGUGCCGCUUCGAUAACAAACCACAGUGCAUUUAUUCUCCUGGUCAUGGUUACACAAAGUUAAUAUUUGCCUACAUUAUAUAAUAAUAACACUGUUGAUUUGUUUUUGAUUUUGGGCUUAGUUUGAAGUGGAGGAUCAUCCAGACGUGAUUUGUCCUUACGACUACUUGAGAGUGUCAGCAGGCAUCAAUAGAAAGUAUGGUCCUUUCUGUGGGAAGUCUCUUCCCCAGAACGUUACUUCAUCUGAUAACUACAUGUACCUGGAGUUUGUGUCCGAUGGUACUGAAAACUACAAAGGAUUCAAAGCGAUUUAUGACACACAUGGUAACGUUUUAUCAAACGAUUGUAAAUAAAUCCCUUGCAACCCACAAAUGAAGUGCUCUGACCUUGCUCGUGAAUUUUAUUGGUUGUCUCGUUGUCUGUUUAACUGACUGAUCUGUUUGUUAUCAUUGUAUCAUUGUUAGCCGAGUCGUCUAAGUUGUAGUGGCCAUUUAAUUAAUUUUAUGGUAUAAUCGUUGCAUUAUAUUUUAUUUAUUAGCAUUUUGCUUUUACAGGGUUACAAUGCCCAAUCUUACGCGCUCCACAGCAUGGAAACAUGACGGGGGAUAGUUUUACGUUUAAGGACGUCGUACAGUUUGGUUGCGAUGAAGGUUAUCUUCUAACAGGCUCUGCUGUCAGGGAGUGUCUCAGCAGCGGAACCUGGGACGGAGAUGUCCCUGAAUGCAAACGUAAGUACAGUUACUCCUUAGGUGACUUACUUCUUAGAAGUUACGCCUUAGGUGAAUGCGAUCUUGUGGGGGAAAAGUUAUUAAGGCCCUUUUGAACUCCGAGCAUUACAAAGUGAAGAUAUAAAUUUGAUACUUUAUAGUUAUGAUGCUUGAACUGGAGUCGAACCAGAGCACGGUAUAAGCUGCUUUAAAGUCACUUCGUUGAAAGGAAAUUUCAGAACAAUUUUGAUUGUGGUUGACAAGGCAUCUUAACUUUAGGGAAUCUCUAUCGACAGAAUGUGAAUUGAGUGACGAGUCAACCUUAACUGCAAAAUUUAUUGCCGUGGUUUUUUACUUCUUUCAAUUGCAUUCGUUUAUUCAUCUCUCUAACGGCACAAGCGGUAAACUGUGGUAAUCCUGGAAUCCCACGUCAUGGUAAAAUGGGACAGACUGGAUUCACCUACAAGAAAACCGUAACAUUUUCUUGUGACAAGUAUUUUGAGCUUCGAGGUCAGAGCACUAGACAGUGCCAAGCAGAUGGAACCUGGUCUGGCGAACAACCCAAGUGUGUUGCAAGUACGUUAGCCUGGCUAUAACGUAAAUUUUUAAUAACGCCUUUCUUUUAUAUUAUAUUAGGGUCCCGACCCUUCUCUUCGUUAGCUUAUAUUGGAAAUUGAAGGGACCACUAUCAUAAUGAAACCUAAAAGGCCGUUUGGAAAAGCAGCUUUGUGAAAAUUAAAAUAGAAUGGACAGGACGUGCUUGCAUGUCUUUUUAAGAGAACACGCAGAGAUAAAAAGAAGAGUAAUUUUAUCGCCAUUUUCGACAAAUUUGAAAUGAAUAUUAAGACAACAGAUAGAUAUCAGACCACUUCUGUGGCAAUAACCCAUGCCACAAAUUUAUUUUGAUUCCAGGGCAAAUCAUUCAAUCUAAUCUGUGAGUGAUGUGAAUUAGAAUAGUUGGAGCGAGACAAAUCAUCGUUCUAAAUUAUUCUCGUAAGACCUAAAUAACAAAGGAAAAGAGAGAGAAGUUAUGAGGAACAAAUGAAAGAUAGAAAACUUACUUCUUUGCUUCUUUUUACAAACUUAGACCACAUGUAUUGAACCCACUGUUCCUGCCACAAACGAGUUUCCUUUUCUCUCAAAUGAUUUCAAAAGUCUAAGGGAGUGACCUACUGAAAUGAACAUCUUGGUGCAACUCGCACCAAUUGUGGCUUCUAACGCGCUCGGCUGAGACAAUUAGCUCAUUUAUUACACCCAUUUUGAAAUCACUGAUGGUCCCUGUAAUCUGAUUGGCUCUACCUGGUGCGAUUUAUUCACGAAUCGCACCAUUUUUUUCUUUAAAUCGCAUCUUUUUCCCAGCCAAUGAGGAGGCUACACUAAAAACAAAACAACCAAUCAGACUUUAAGGCUUGUUUAAAGUAACCGAUCAAAUUGCAGGAAGAUGAAAGACAUGGAGUAUCAUGUGGCAAAUUUUGCAACUUUUGUUUCCAAACUCUUAUUUUUCCUCCCAAAAAAUGGAUGAAUUUAAAUUCAAACCGGCUCAGUAUUGUGUGAAUAAAAUAUUUGAACUGACCAAGUCCUGUAUUUGGGCGAUUUCAAAAUGGAUGUAAUAAAGUGGUAAUUGAACCUCGUGUUGUGCAAUUUUGGUCUGAAAUCGUACUUGUGAUUUCAAAUCGAACUCGCGCUGUGCGCUCGUUCAAUUUUGAAAUCACACUUAUGAUUUCAGCCCAAAUUGCACUCCACUCAGUUCAAUUACCAUUAUAAAUGCCACUAUUACUGAAACUUUAUCCGCGCGUCUAUCAUUUUGUCUUCCUUGGUAGUGAUUGCUUUGAUGCGUUGGUAUUUGUUAACAGUUUUUUCUCUACUGUUAUCAAUACAGGUUGUGGAGAAGUAGAAAACUUUAAUUUCAGUCGUGAUGUUUGUAGAAAGAGGAUCGUUGGCGGCCAGGACUCAUCCAAAGGGGCCUACCCAUGGCAUGUGUUACUUAUGAAGGAUGGUCGGUUGGCCUGUGGUGGAAGUCUUUUGAACGAACGAUGGGUUCUAACUGGUGAGUCAAUCACAGGCCCUUCUCGGUAGCUUUGCUACAAAGAGGAGAAAAAUGAUCAACGGUUUUGGAAACACUAGUUACUCUGAUAAAAAAUCAGUUUUCUUGACAGGGACUUGGUUAUCCGCUAUUUUCAUUGUUUUUACGAAGUGUCCAACUCUGUCAAUAUCAUCGCUAUUAUGUUCUGGUAUGGCUUUGUCACGCGAAUGUCUUUGUGCGUGCAGAGCUUGCUUGUUUUAAGGGAAGUGAGUUACUCCUUGGAAGUUUUAAAGAGUUUAGAGGAGGCAAAUAAUGAGGCAAACACAACCUUUUUAAGAGUAUUCAACAUAUGAACAUUUAAAAACUCUUCAUAGAUCUUUUACCAAUGUUACUUAGUACGUCAUUUUCAUCUUCAGCUGCUCACUGCGUGACGAGCAAGCAAUCAGACAUUAUCCCCCUUUCUCAACUGGAUAUUUUUGCUGGUCUACAUGAUAUCCGCAAAUUCAACGACAGCCACGUUCAGAGGAGAAGAGUCAUAAAGAUCAUUAAUCACCGGGACUUUAAUUUCACUCUGUUUGAGUCUGACUUAGCGCUUUUGAAACUGGAUCGUGAAAUAAAAAUAUCAGAUUACGUCAGACCUGUCUGUCUGCCAGAAAAACCUGAGUAAGUCAAACACUUAUUUACUUGUCCAAUUCUUUACGUUUUAUGGGUAACAAUAUUUCUACGACUGUUGUAAAAGGUGAACAUAUUUGUGAAAUUAACUACUUGAUUGAGCCGUGCUGCCGUGGGCCGUUAUUUUUCACAUUUUUUUGAACGACAGCGAAAAAAGUUCCAAAGAUCCUCUCCCUGCAAAGCAAUGAUUCUUGCCGGUUGAUUUCCUGCUGUUGUGUCAAGAGAAGGGCCACAAUGGGAGCAACUUUUCUUCUCUUUCUCGCUUUUUAGGCAGAAGAGUUUGUUUAUGCGCGGAAAAUUCGGCCGAGUGGUAGGCUGGGGUUAUAGAGUGAGCCAGGACUCCAUUGGGCAGUUUGCAAACAUACUCAAAGAGAUCUGCAUUCCGACCAUUGGCAACGAUAAAUGCCAAGCUGCCUUCAAGGAUGAAGGAUACAUUGUGACUCCAAAAAUGCUCUGCGCUGGUCAGGUUCAAGGUGGAAAAGAUUCCUGUCAUGGAGACUCUGGUGGUGGAUUUGUGUCCAUGAACCCAGUGAGCAGGAAGUGGGUACUGGGCGGGGUAGUGAGCUGGGGUAGUAGCCUGGGAUGCGGAUUACGAAAUAAGUAUGGAGUAUAUGUACGCGUCACAGAGUUUAUCCCUUGGAUCAAUCGGUACAUGUCCUGAGACCCCCUAAACUUAAUCAAGAUGUAACCAACUUAUUUGGAUAAUUUAAUCAGUGUAUAAGCAAGAUUUUCUCUAUAUCAGUUUGAGUUGGAGUUAUUGAAUCUGUUUUUUCUCAUUUGAAAAAAUACAAAUGAUGCACCUUUGCCUGUGAGUGUCGAAAGUAAACUGCUUAUCAAGGUUAGCAGUUUGUUAGAUCUCUCAGCAUUAUCUGUGGGUUUACUAUUUUAGGUUGUAUAAUCUUACGGCAACAAUUUUUGUCUUUCGGCUGAUUUGGUGUUUACAGAGUGAAAGAGUAAUAUAUAAAAUGUCCAACUGAAAUUUAUGGCUUGCUUGAUUAACUACUUUUACAAUCUUUCAGGACUGUUUAUCUUGUAUCUAGAUGUAGAAAUCAUUUUAUGUAGUCUUUUUAUUUAUAAACAUAUAUUUCUUUUAAUCUUUUGGAUUUAAAUAUCUGUUUUAAAUAUUGAUUUACAAGAGAGUUCUAGUUUCCAUUUACCAAAAUGACUUAAGUAAGUCAUACACUUUCAUUACUUUUCAGAGCACUCGCUUUUAGUUAUGUGAUUCCAAACAAUAAAGACAUAUUACCGUAUGAGUAAAUUUCACUUAAAGCCGAAAAAACGAGUCUUUCAUACCUCUGGUAUAAGAAUGAAGAAUUUUCACUGUAGGUAAAAUCAGGAGUAGCAACCGUCUCCAGGGUAUAUCGGGCAAUAAUGAUUUGUAUCUUUCUGGGAAAGACUUAGUAGCUUUUUAAAGCGUAUGCUGACGCAAAUUUGUUGCUGUUAUGUUAUGUUAUAUUUUAAAUACUGUUUUUAUUGCUACAAAUGUAUAUCUUGUUAUUAUUAUUGUUAAGUUGUGAAGUUCUCUAUUCUCUUCUCAGGAAAAGGGGGGGAUACUCGCAAGACGCCAAUUGUUUUUGUAUUCGAGUCGCAAAUGCUUUGAUGUAACAUGUCAUAGAGACCUCGUUAGUCAUCUAGACCGUUAGAGUUCUACAGUUUACCUCACUAGUACGAUCCCUGUUACUACAGCAUUGGAACUCGAGUGUGGGGUUCGAUUCUUGAGUGGGAAUUAAAUAUUUUCUUCGUACUACACUUGAAAGAAAACUUUGUUGAAACUGAUUGAUGUAUAAAAGGAAAGCCUUCACUAAACAAAACGAUUAAGAUAAACAGAGUCUAAUAGUUUGGAGAAUCCUUUCCUUUAGUUCUGCAGUUACUUAUUCUUCCUUACUAAAAUCAAACUGCUAAGAGCUGUCUGCCCGAGAAGAUUGUCGAUGAUGACAUCUUAACAUUUUGAACGUGCUUCUCAGGUGGUUGUUUCCAUGUCUUCGGGAGGGAGGAAAGAGACGGGGAAGUUGUGAAGAUAUUGAAAUGAGUUUGAGUACAUUGACCAUCCGCCGAAAAUAAAUUGAAAAAGGUUGACCGUUGUGGUUCGUGGCGGUUGUAGAGAGCUAAUAUCUGAUGUAGGCUCAACCUUGUUUCACUUUUUUACCGUCAAUUAUCGCUUGGAAAAUCGUCAGUUUUUUGUACGGAAAGAGUGACGAUCUUUAAUGUGGGAUUGUGUUUUGGUCGAGACGAAACAUAGAAUGUUUUUCUCGCUAAGAAUCAAUGCUCAAAAGAGUGACGAUCUUAAAUGUGGGAUUGUGUUUUGGUCGAGACGAAACAUAGAAUGUUUUUCUCGCUAAGAAUCAAUGCUCACGCCCAUGGCCGUAUUAUUUUUCUCUUCGCCUCUUGUGGCUGCAAGGUAUCAUGUUUACAUAAAAACGGUUAUUAAAAGAUAAAAUCAAGGUAGUUCAAUAAAUGGAAAUUAAGCUGCAGCUGACGUUUCUACAAUAUUUACAAUUUUAUUAGCUUGUAGUCUUGAGUUACUGUUGUGCAAACAGCCAAUUUUCUUUGACUAUACGCACGAAGAACAUCUAAAAUUGCGG